This is a messenger RNA of Fulvia fulva, 570 nucleotides long. RefSeq names its product Chromatin-remodeling complex subunit IES6. The transcript has a single exon. The coding region runs from base 1 to 570 and encodes 189 amino acids. Gene Ontology annotation, biological process: chromatin remodeling. NCBI's taxonomy places the organism in Eukaryota, Fungi, Ascomycota, Dothideomycetes, Mycosphaerellales, Mycosphaerellaceae. Gene Ontology annotation, cellular component: Ino80 complex. The record is from RefSeq and is a predicted model, not a curated record.
AUGGCGCCCAUCACGACGCACUCCAACGAGGAGACGCACGCCGCACUCCUCGACCAGCUCGAUCUACACAAGAUGCAGAAGCCCUUCCGCAAUCCGAACUGGAAGCCACCGCAGCGGAGAAACAAGAACUUGAAGCAGAUACUGUCGGAGGCUCAGCGUGCACAACAGAGCAUGCUCAACACGCAGCAGAAUUCCGGUGCAAGCACGCCGAUGCCCGCGACAGAUGACACCAAUACACCCUCCCUCAACCCCAACCCAGAGAAAGCUAGCCAGGACCUGGGGAGGAUUGUUCUGGAGAUGAAUGCGAAGCAGAGCAAUGGUAUUGCGACACCUCUGGCCGGUGCCAACUUUGGCGGUCCAAGUGUGACAUAUACGAGCAUUGCAGCAGCACCAAGUCUGAAGCCUAGGAAGAAGUACUGCGACAUCACAGGACUUCCAGCCAAGUACAAAGAUCCCAAGACUGGCCUGUACUACUUCAACGCGGAAAUCUAUGCAGUCGUCAAAAGCCUGAGCACAACACAAGUGCAAGAGUAUCUCGCUGCGAGAGGCGCAAACACCGUGCUCAAAUGA